This is a messenger RNA of Eruca vesicaria subsp. sativa (arugula), 1875 nucleotides long. The record is from the annotation of a GenBank genome assembly. Lineage: Eukaryota; Viridiplantae; Streptophyta; Magnoliopsida; Brassicales; Brassicaceae.
AUGGGUUUCAACGGAGUUCUACUUACAACGAAGACUUAUAAUAGUUCUUGUAGUUGUUUCAAGCAGUUUAUGUACGGAAACACUUUCACGUCUCUCGAUGCUUUCUGGUCUUCUCUUUGUAAUCUCUUCUUCCUCCUUCUCUCCUCCAUCUUCAGAGUUCAUUCAGACAAGGAGACAAGCUUGGUCGUGGUUAAGACUCAAAAUAAUAACAACACAAACGAGCCGGUUUCGAUCAGCAAGAGAUGUGAUUAUUUAUCCGACAAGAGCAUCACUUGUUAUGUAGAAGAACCUAAAGCUGUGUGUUUUGUGUUUCGUGAUUGUUACUCAUCUGCUGUUAAGGAGGAGAUGAAGAUGGUGAGUUUCUCUAAUGAGUCACCGUUUGUAGUUGACGACAACAAGUUGGUGACGUCAUUAUCUGAGGGCUGUUUUGUAACGCAACACGUGAAGGAAGAGAUGUUGGUUUAUGAGUUCAUGAGUUGUGGUGUCUUAAAAGGACUAUUAGCUCACGAGAGUUUUGUUGGUGUUGAAGAUAACUUGUUUGAUGAGGAGGAGGAGGAGGAGUUUAUAGAACUCAACCCAAGUUUCCAGAUAUCUAAUAUUGCUUAUCAAGAAGAAGAGUUCAAGAUGGGUUUUGAUGAAGAAGAAGAAGUAUAUGAUUCAGAUGAUGAUGAGUAUGAGCAUAGUGAUGUGAUUGAGAAACUGAAAACAGAGAUAAGGACAGCGAGAACAGGAGGGUUAUGCACCAUUCUUGAGGAAUCAGAGACUCCAUUAGAAGAACCGAAACCACUCAAGAUCGAACCAAAACAAGACCGGUUCAAAGACAUGAUCGGUGAGAUUCACAAGGUUUACAAGAACUAUGCUGUUAAAAUGAGAAAGCUAGACGUCAUUGAUUCACAAACAAUGCAUUCCAUCAGUUUGAUAAAGCUAAAAGAUUCAUCUAAACCAAGCAGUAACAUCGUUAAACCGCCUAAGUUGCCUCUAUGGCCAUUCAAGAAACAUAAGCUUGAAUGUGACCCUAUUGAGAGACUUGUGAAAGAAGCAAGCAGAGAUUUUGAGACUGUCUACGUGAGCCAACUUUGUAUCUCGUGGGAGAUGCUUCAUUGGCAAUACACAAAACUCUUGGAGUUUGAUUCUCACGCUGCUACUACUACUUAUCAGUACAACUUAGUAGCUGGAGAGUUUCAACUAUUCCAAGUUCUGGUUCAACGGUUUGUGGAGAAUGAACCGUUUCAAAACUCAUCUAGAGUUGAGACUUACUUGAAGAACCGUCGCCAUUUCCAUAAUUUCCUUCAGAUUCCACUUGUUAGAGAUGAUCGUUCUUCAAAGAGUAAUAAGAAAUGUAGAAACGAAGGAGAGUUUGCGGUAAAGAUUGAGACGUUAAGAGAGAUUAUCCUAGAAUCAAUGCGUGUGUUCUGGGAGUUUCUUUGUGCAGACAAAGAUGAGUUUAGUUCUGUAAUGAAAGUUACCCACCAAACACAAGUCUCUCCACAAGAUCCUUUAGAUCUUGAGCUCUUGACAGAGAUAAGAACCCAUCACCAAAAGAAGGAGAAGAAGCUAAAGGAGAUACUGAGAAGCCAAUGCUGCAUAGUGAAGAAGUUAAAGAAGAAUGAGACAAAAAGUAGUGUAAGAGUGAAGGAUGAGUUACUGAUAGCUCAAACUGAACUUAGAGUGGUUUCAAGAGUAAUGACCAUGUCAAAGCUCACGACAGAGAAGUUGGUUUGGUGUCAGGAGAAACUCAACAGGAUAAGUUUCAUUGGUCGGAAGAUUCACAUGGAACCUUCUUUUUCCUUGUUACCUUGUUAGAGCCGCCAAUGCCUAGAUAUUUAGAUGAGAUCCAGGAAGAUGAUCUUUUUAUUGUCUUUGUUCCUGAGAAAG